AUGGGUAGCACAGCCUGGUGGAUGAAACCUGUAGUGGAAGAUGAAGAAGUGAUUAGAAAAGGGCCCUGGACAUUAGAGGAAGAUACUAAGUUGAUUGCUUCUGUAAGACAGUAUGGUGCAGCUCCUUGGAGUCGACUUGCCAAAGUGAUUUGUGAUACUAGUGACUGGGACAAUGGUUACCAAGAGUUGGUAGAGAAAUCAUGUGACAUGGAUACACUGAGCAACAUAACAGCUAAUGAAUAUACAGCAGAUGAUACUAGUGGAGGGGAGUUGGGAAGUGAGGAGUCCAAAUCGGACUAUAAGGCAGGUUCUGCUCCCCCUCAUAAAAAAGCUAAAUUUGAGCUUUCCAUGAAGGCCAAAUCUUCUUUGGGUAAGGGCAAAAAUGUGCAGAAGCAGCUGGUUGUUUCUUCUUCAUCCACCUCAGUUGGCAAAGAUUCCCUUGUGUCUAGUAGUAAUAAGGCUAAUUUUGAGGGCUCAACGAGUGGUAAUGGGGGUAGCAUGAAGCCUGAUAGCCAAAACUUUGAGAAGCCUCCUUCAUCGCCCCAUUCAGCGCCUUUGCAAAAUACCAUCAAGGAUCUUCAUGCAAAGAGUACAGAGCUAUAUGAUAAGAGGGAUGACUAUGAUGAUGUUCUGGGUAUGGCCAGGGACCAUGCCAUUGAUACUUAA
Cryptomeria japonica (Japanese cedar) is the source of this 666-nucleotide messenger RNA. RefSeq names its product transcription factor MYB57-like. Bases 1 to 666 code for a protein of 221 amino acids. The record is from RefSeq and is a predicted model, not a curated record. The transcript has 3 exons. Lineage: Eukaryota; Viridiplantae; Streptophyta; Pinopsida; Cupressales; Cupressaceae.